AGAAGCAAUAAUCCAAAGUUACAGCAAACAGACAUGGCUAAAGUGCACAUUACGAACGUAGUAGUUUUAGAUAAUCCAAGCAGUUUCUUUAAUCCUUUCCAAUUUGAACUGACUUUUGAGUGCAUUGAGGAACUAAAAGAGGAUUUAGAAUGGAAGAUGAUUUAUGUCGGAAGUGCUGAGUCAGAGGAACAUGAUCAAGUCUUAGAUACAAUUUACGUUGGUCCAAUUCCUGAAGGACGACACAUUUUCGUAUUUCAAGCAGAUCCACCAGAUACAACAAAGAUCCCAGAACAAGAUGCUCUCGGCGUUACAAUUGUACUGCUUACAUGUUCAUAUAAAGGACAAGAAUUUGUUCGAGUUGGAUAUUUUAUUAAUAACGAAUAUAGUGAUCCGGAAUUACGUGAAAAUCCACCAACGAAACCUCAAUUUGAUAAAAUGACCCGAAACAUCCUUGCCACAAAACCCCGCGUUACUCGAUUUAAGAUUAAUUGGGAUGAUACAAACAAUACUGAAGAGCAAAUUGAGAAUGGCACGAAUGGAGAGAGCAAUCCACAACAAAAUGGUAUGGAGUGGAAUGAAGACUUAGAAUUGAACGAUGGAUCGCAAGAAGGAAGUAGUUUACAAUUAUUGGGUGCUGGCAAUGAGAACUCAAAUUCCCUUGCGAUGAUGGAAUGUUAG
Chironomus riparius is the source of this 678-nucleotide messenger RNA. The record is from the annotation of a GenBank genome assembly. Lineage: Eukaryota; Metazoa; Arthropoda; Insecta; Diptera; Chironomidae.